Falco peregrinus (peregrine falcon) is the source of this 3716-nucleotide messenger RNA. RefSeq names its product leucine zipper and EF-hand containing transmembrane protein 2 (gene LETM2). NCBI's taxonomy places the organism in Eukaryota, Metazoa, Chordata, Aves, Falconiformes, Falconidae. The record is from RefSeq and is a predicted model, not a curated record. The transcript is spliced from 9 exons. The coding region runs from base 333 to 1802 and encodes 489 amino acids. Gene Ontology annotation, cellular component: mitochondrial inner membrane. Gene Ontology annotation, molecular function: ribosome binding. Gene Ontology annotation, biological process: intracellular monoatomic cation homeostasis.
UGGGCAGGGCGCGAUGGGACGGCCCGGGAGGACUGGGGCUGCGGCCGGGCCCCUGGCGGGGAGCGGGGCGGGGCAGGGCGGUGGGCACCGGCCCUGGGGUGGCGCAGCCGACGGCCGGGGAGGGACCGCGGCGCCGGGGGAGCUGCGGGGAGCCCCGCGGUGCUAGCCCCGGCGUGGCCCGCUCGGCAGCCCGCAGGUCCCGCUAGCAGCCGCUGCACGGGCACACCGGGGAUGUGCCCGCUGCGCGGGCCGCAGCGCUCCCCGCCCGCUCCCCCAGGCUCCCCGGCCGCCGCGCCGUGCUGCUGGCGCUGAGCGCCCCGCCGUUGGGCGCCAUGGCGGCCUGCAGCUGCAGCGCACUCCUCGCUGCCGCCAGGCCCAGUUUCAGAGGCUCCCAUCUUCUUGCGUUCUCCAAUUCUCCAUACACUCCAGCUGUUGCUUUUGUCCAAUUAGUGGAUUCUCAUUUAAACCAGACUUGCAUAAGAGCCUCUGAAAACCUGCCAUCACCGCACUGUGCGCGGUUGGGCUUUGGCCUGCCUCCCUCACCGGCUAACAUUGUGCGAACGUUUCACAUGUCCACCUGCUUGCAUCAGGAGCUCCAAGACGAACCUCCGCCCCACCGAAGCACUGUAAAGCAGGGCACUAAGCCUGCUAAAACUCCAGCAAAACAAGUCGUAGAGGCUGCCGGGGGGAAAAAGUCUUUACGCCAAAAAGUUGUGGAUGAACUGAAACAUUAUUACAAUGGAUUCCACUUGCUCUGGAUUGACACUAAAGUGGCUGCCAGGAUGGUGUGGAGGCUGUUACAUGGUCAGGUCCUCACUAGGAGGGAGAGACGAAGGUUGAUGAGAACCUGCGCAGACCUCUUCCGCCUAGUUCCCUUCCUGGUGUUUGUUGUUGUCCCCUUCAUGGAGUUUCUGUUACCUGUAUUCUUGAAGCUCUUUCCUGAAAUGCUGCCGUCGACCUUUGAGACAGAGUCAAAAAAGGAAGAAAAGCAGAAAAAGAAAUUAAAUGCAAAGCUGGAGUUAGCAAAGUUCCUGCAGGAGACCAUUGCAGAGAUGGCCAAAAGGAACAAAGCAGACACAGGACAAGGAAAACAAUUCUCCACUUACGUGCACCAGAUUCGUCACACCGGCCAUCAGCCCAGUACCCAGGAGAUCGUACGCUUCUCCAAGCUCUUUGAGGAUGAGCUGACCCUGGAGCACUUGGAACGACCGCAGUUAGUGGCUCUUUGCAAAUUGCUUGAGCUGCAGCCCAUUGGCACCAACAACCUGCUCCGCUUUCAACUUCUGCUGAGACUCAGAACUAUCAAGGCAGAUGAUGAAAUGAUUGCCAAGGAAGGAGUCAAUGGCCUAAGUGUGUCUGAACUGCAGAGUGCAUGCAGAGCCAGAGGAAUGCGAUCGUUGGGUCUCUCAGAGGAGCAGCUAAAGGAACAGCUCACACAGUGGCUGGAUCUGCAUUUGAAAGAGAAUGUUCCACCUUCUCUGCUCCUGCUUUCCCGUGCCUUGUACUUAAUAGAUAUAAAGCCACAAUCUGUUCCAGUUCCACAAAGUAAGAUAGGUGAAACCGCUGAAAUCGUGACAUCCAUCCUUGAAGGUCAAGAGACCCUAAUGGAUCCUGCUCCCAUUGUACAGGGAAGAAAGAAUGAAGAACUUGUGUCUCAGCCAACAGAGAAAUUGCCAGUCUCGGAAGUGUUAGUUAAGCCUCCCUCACGAGAGGUAAGCUUGUCAAAAUUCUUAGACCUUCCAAAGGAGAUUGUUCUUUACAGAACUUACAGACAAACUGGAAAUUUAUGCUACAAGAUGUGAAUAUUGAGUUCAAGGAGUGACUGAAGAAAUUGUGGAUGAGAACUGCAUGGGGGGCUGUUAAAUGCAGAAAUACAACAUGUGACUGAGAGGCUGCAGUCAAACUGGGGAAGGUGGUGGAGCUUUGUGGGAAAUGUGUGUCCAUUCCUUGUGGUCUUCGUAAUAAUCUUGCUUUGGACCACUAGGUUAGACCAGUCUUCUGUCAGAAGUGUUAAGUGCCAUUUUGUAUCUGUAAAGACAAGUCACUGUAGAAAUGUUUUUUUGCUCUUUUCUUUCUGUGAAUACUUGAUUUUGGUUUAGCUGCUUAUGUCUACAUCUAGGAUGCCCACUUAAGGCAAGUUUGGGAGUCCAGACUGACAUUUUACCAACAGGAGAAUGUUCCUUUACCCUGAAGAACUGUGUUCUUAGUCAGCUGUUACUCUCCAGGGCAGCUUCCCGUAGUAAAUGGGAAGAUAGCCUUCUUCAAAAAAGGUUUGAAUUUCAGGAAGCGUUUGUAUUGGUGCUGCCUAAAAGCUGCCACUUUCUCUUACACCUAGACCAAAAUGGAAGCAUCUCAGAGCAGCAAGGCCGGUGCCAAUGGAGUCUAGCCUGAAACCAGCGAGGACUGUUUUAACGCUGGGAGGGAAGAGCUUUCGUCUCUGCACCUCCUUAAAAGAGAAGAGUGAUUUUCCAGGAGGCCACGAGCAGGUGUCAGCAGCCCUCAGGGGCCUCUCCCUAUUCCAAGCUUAUUAGCAACUAGGCUGUGCUGAGGCUACCUGGAUAUCUUCUGUACUCAUCCCCUACCCCAGCCAUUUUAACUUAUGUUGUAAAUAUGUUAAUAACGAUGCUACUGUCUGUGCUGUUACUGAACAGGUGUUUGUGCUCUUAAACCUUAGGAAAGGCAGCUUUUUCAUUGUCAUAAAGACCUGGGCACAGAAUGAGCUAGGCUGGAAGUCCAGUAAAGCCUGUUCCACAUUUUGAAAUCCUGUGCAGGAACAUACCCACAUAUCCAGGGCUCGCAGGUUGUCUUGCUGCUGCAGCUUUACAAGCUCUUGAUCCUAGUUAGUGUGAUUUAACCAAUAACUAGUGCACAGAGUGACCCAUGGAGCCGUCGUAUUUCAGUCACACUUAUAAACGGAGGACCAGCACUCUCCUCAGGGGUGUGGCUGAACUUUACUGUUCAGAAAGACUUAACAGCUUGCUGGACUUGCAGAGCGGUGAAGGGGACAACUUCCACUGUGUGAGCAUUUGCAUUCAUCAAUAAGAGCUGCAACAGGUGCCAGACACUGUUGCAGAAGGCAGAGACUUGCAUUUUUAGGGUCCCACUGGGUUGUGUGAGUUAGCAACCUGGGGACCCACACACGUUUCCCAAGUCUGGUGUAAGACUUGGUUGAAACUUUAUCAGGCUCAGAACUUCACAUCAGCAAGUGCUCUCAGACUUACUAUACUUUACAAAAUAAUUCUUUACAACACUCCAGUGUUGACUGGGUUUUUUUGGUAUCCAGAGGAGGAUACUGAAAAGCUGUUUUUAGCAUUUGUAAUUUUCUUACUUCGUCCUACGUAAAUGUUCAAAAAUUACUCACAUCAUGGAUUUUAAAUAUGUAUAUUUAUACUCACUGUAAAAUUAAAGUUAGACUUGGUGCUAAGUAGAAUGAAAUGUCUUUUCUAGAGGUCAGACAGCCUUUAGAACAAUCAGACUCAAAAAAAGCCAGUCAUCUCAAGGUCAGGUGUUUGAGCACUUUAAACAUGUGACUUCAGGCUCUUACUAGCAAUGUAGAAAGAGCUUGCAGAAGACAGCUGCUGUUGUACUGUGUUCUUAGCUCUGUACCUGCACCCCUGCCUUGUUAGUACAGGCAGUAUCCCAUGCUGAAUAUUUGUGUUUAACUGGUGGCUAGUAAACGAGAACAAAUGCUUCAAUAAAAUAACCCCAUUGCUCAA